Messenger RNA from Oikopleura dioica, 1347 nucleotides. The record is from the annotation of a GenBank genome assembly. Lineage: Eukaryota; Metazoa; Chordata; Appendicularia; Copelata; Oikopleuridae.
AUGAGUGAGCAGCUCGUGGUAUGGGAAGAGCUAGCCCAAGCAUCAUCAAAUGAUACUUCUGCGAUUGAGCUGCCAAUUUUCAUGCGAGAUGUUGAAACCUUAGAUGGCGAAGAACUUUACCCGGAAUAUGGAGGAGUCUCGAUCAAGAGAAACAUCCGCUUUCCAAUAAGAGCUCCGUUUUUCGAACGUCUUGGUUUUCAUUUACAAACCGCUCGAUUUCCAAUCCCAAACAGUCAUAUAAAUCUUUCGAUGCUAUCGAAGAAUGCAGAAGUGUUCCUUGGCCUUGAAAAUGUCGCCGCUGUUUUAAAACCUAGCGAUGAUGAUAUCUAUCGACUAACCGACCAUCGAAUACGCGCCGUUGAUGGAGUCAAAUGUCACUUUGGUUUGCGAUACAGUUACGCUCCCCAAUGGAAGUUUCUUUCUCCUUACAUUGAAAAUAUCGACGGAAUCUUUCUUGAAGGACUUCAAUUACGGAAAAGCCAACGACUUCAGUUCGAUGAAAACAGACUCAUAAUCCGCUCGAAGCCUAUCUCGACCCGUUUCGGCUACGCUAGAAUCAUUUUACCUGUCAAUUUCUCUACACCAAGCAGUUUGAGCAGUGUCGAUGACUUUUGGAUUAAUCUGGACCCAAAUGAAGAGCGAAAUCAUAGAAGAUCAAUCAACUUCAAAUUGGAGCGAUACUCGACUCAUAAGAAUCUCGUUACGAAAAAAGCAGUGACGAUGAAAAGUCCAAAAGCGCUAGAAUUCAUCUCCGGGGCACUGGAACUGCAAUCCACUCAUGGCAGAGCAGCGUCACAAGCUACUGGUGUCAAAUUAACAUACAUGUGGCACCUGGGAACGGCGCAGUGGUAUGACGCGGUCAAAGUCUCGUACUACGGUGGAUGCGGAAAGCACUCUUUUGAGAUUCCCAUUUUCUUUGACUACUCGCCUUUGUACCUGCUUUCGCCUGAAAACGCGAUCACUGGCAUAAUCGCGCCCUUUUUGCUGCAAAUAGGCUUCAACCAGUUAAUGAACUUGAGACGAAGGAAGAAAAAAUACACUCGCGCUCAAGAACUGCCUGUUGCUGAAAUUAUCGACUCAAAGAAAGGCGAUUCCGUCCUCCUCGAUGAUUUCAAAUUGACCUCAGCAUUUGUAAACGACAAAAUCGACGUGCUUCGGCCGCUCUCUGGAAUCUUAGAGUACUCAAAGAUCCUCAACUGUCACAAGAUUUCCGCCUUGCCUGGUUUUCCGCGACUAAAUGAAAUUGAAGAAAAACAUUUUCUGAAAAUUUCAAUUGUAACUACUAAAGGCCGUUUUUGCUUAAAAAUUCCAGACGGUGCUAUUGUCGACUUGUCCGAAUUCUGUUGA